Molecule: messenger RNA, 1936 nt
Organism: Carassius gibelio (silver crucian carp)
Lineage: Eukaryota; Metazoa; Chordata; Actinopteri; Cypriniformes; Cyprinidae
Product: CLOCK-interacting pacemaker
Exons: 5
Coding region: 639-1424 (261 amino acids)
Biological process (GO): negative regulation of circadian rhythm; negative regulation of DNA-templated transcription
Cellular component (GO): nucleus
Source: RefSeq, a predicted model, not a curated record
ACAGAACGAGCACAGAACGUUGUUAUAAGGCACUCUGAACGCCGGAUCUGAGCGUGUUUUCAUCAUCUCUGGGGAUUCCCGGUUCCCGGAUGAAGUCACGGCGCGCACGUACUCUGUCACGAGCAACUCUCCGUGCUAAACCGCGCGUUCUGACCGGAUGAACGUUUGUCAAAGUGCGUCGGAUAAAAAGUUAGCGUGCUUUUGAGGAGAAACUUAAACGGCAGCCCUGCUUUUAACGACUGUUUACUCUUGGCCCGUAUCACCAUGUCGUUUCAGCUUGACGUUUAGACACGAAACUGUAUUUUUUUUUUUUUUUAUUUAAUUAUGUUUACGUACUCGCACGAUAAACAGCGUAGAUCUAUCCGGUAGGCCGUUUGACACAGCUAACGAGCGACUGACGCGACCCGGAGAUGCGACGUCAUACCUGACCCGAUGACGUCAUGACGCUCGGUUUACAACAACCGUAAUCAUAAUAUCGUUAAUAAUAGACAAUAACGCUAAUAAUUACUGUUUAUUAAAAAUAUGAUUUGUUGUAGAAACAGUUAUAAGCUCUCGGCUAUCUGGUGGCAGAAGAUGACAGUUUUAAAGUAGAUGUCUAUUGAAACCACUGAAUAAAAAGGCUCAUACAGAGGAAGAGGAUGAGCACGAGGAUGAAGGACGACGGUCGUUCGAGAGUUAAAAACAGAAGGAUGGAGAAGUCCAAGCGGGAGUCUGAGAGGGACUCGGGCUUCUCAGACGGCGGCUCUGAGCAUCUGAGUGUGGACAGAGACGACGCGUCGAGCUCCAGAUCACAGCUGACCCUGCAGAGCCUCUCACCCGUCAUCUUCAUGAACAAUGUGCUGCUAAAGCAGUCUGGUGAAAACCCUUCGUCUCUGAAGCCCUGGGCGUUCAGUCCGGCGGUCGUUCCUCAGUCUCAGGUGGUCUUCCUUCAACCCGUCGUCCCACAGAGAUCCGGCCCGGUGCCCAAGGGACCCCCGUCCAAACGCCGCAGACACCGAAAGUACCUCCCUAUCCUCAAAUCCUACCCCAGAAUCGCUCCUCAUCCCGGAGACGCGGGCCCUAAGAUCAGCAGCAGCGGUUCCCCUCGCGGUCAGAAAGACUCGCCACCCAGCGCUCUUCCAGCAUCUGACCCCACAGACGGCUCCCCGCAGACGCUGGACACACACUCUCCUAACACGGACAACAAGAUCAAGCGCUUCUGCAACACGUACAACAUCCUCAGCAAGUCAGGCCUGCUGGACAUCACGCUGCGCACGAAAGAGCUGAUCCGGCAGAACCGGCGGACGCAGACGGAGCUGGAUCUCCUGCGAGAACACACCGACCUGUUCAUGCAAGCGCUGCAGACCGGAGACUCGUCCAUCUGGAGCCGGCUGCUGACCAGCACACGAGAGCAGGAGAAACACAGGACUGUCCAGCUGAAGUGAGCCGAAGACGCUUUUAACUCGCCUUAAGCCAGUUCAGUGCAGAAACAUUAAUAUUAGGCCUGGUCUGAGAGAUCUACAGUAGAGCGUGUUUCAGGACAUCACAGAACGAGACAAAGAAACAAGAUUUGGUUUGUUCUUUUCUAUGUGUUUGUCUGUUUGGUGAAGUGUGUGUUGAGCAGAACUGUGAAGGGUUUUGUGUCAUAUAUCAGCUCCAUAAUGUGCUUUUAUAUUAACAGAGCAUUAGACUGAAUUAUGAUCAUCAUCAGUAAUACUGUACAUACUGUACAAGACAUCACUCAGAAAUAAAUCUUCAGUUAAACAGGAGAUGAAUUAACAUUACUCAGCUGUAAAUAUUCACUUUAUCUACUCAUUCUUUGUUUUUUACAUUUCGUUUUUUUAAGCUGUUUUUUUUAUUUCCCACUUUUUAAUGUUUAAGACAUGUUUUACUGAGAAGUACUCUGUGAAAUGUUUUCAUUUAUGUCAUAAAGUUAUUAAAAUAAUGUUGGUUGUCA